UCUUCACUAGCGGUCACUUCGCCUCCGGUUCCUGUAUAAAUCUGCAGCUCUUCUCUGGAAAUGAAUGACUUCCGGUCGCUCUAAUCGCAUCCUGUGUGUGUCAGUGUAGCUGUAAAUAUGUCCACAAAAAAAAAAAAAAGCUUGAAGAAGAGCAAUAAACCUCCUGUGGAGCAGCGGAGCCCGUGAUUUCUGCCACAAAAAAAAGCAAAACUCAGGUUGUGUGGAUGCAGACAUCAGGAGGGGUCCCGUUUACAGCUGUUUACAGCUGUUAGGUUCUCAUUAGUGCUGGAGGAGGGUGUGUCUGGGAUUUAACACAGGACAAAAACUUUCUAUCAGCAUUUGUGUGUGUGUGUGUGUGUGUGUGUGUGUGUGCUGGGAUCUAACUAGGACGUCCGACAUGGAUCCUCCAGACAUCUGAAGUCGUUUUCCUGGAGUUUAAGCUGGAAAACCAGGAGUUUCUGAGAACUUUUAACCACACAGACCGCCCUCAUGUGAAAAACUAAAGUCCAGACAUGUCCAAGACGUGGAAGAAGAGAAGCCACUGGAGCAGCAGAGUCCAUGAAGUGGUGUUAACCCGGGAUAAACACAGCGAGCUCCGUGUGGAUGUCAGAGGAGGCGCAGAGCUCGGCCAGUUCCCCAUGCUCGGGGCUGUGGAGGGGAUAAGUCCAGCUCCAGAGGGACAGACUCGGGGAGAACUUCUGCUGGAGGUGAACGACACCCCGGUGGCCGGACUGACCACCAGAGACGUGCUGGCGGUAUUAAAGCACUGCAAAGACCCCGUCCGCCUCAAGUGCGUCAGAACAGGAGGAGUUGUAGAUAAAGAUCUCAGGCUCUACCUCAGCCUGCGCUUUCAGAAAGGCUCGCUAGACCACAAACUGCAGCAGAUCAUCCGGGACAACCUCUACCUCCGCACCGUGCCCUGCACGACCCGGCCGCCUAAAGAGGGAGAAGUGCCCGGGGUGGACUACGACUUUGUGACUGUUGAGCAUUUCCUGGAAUUAGAGAGAAGUGGAGCUCUGCUGGAGAGCGGAACAUAUGAAGAUAACUACUACGGCACACCCAAACCCGCGGCGGAGGCGAGCAGUGUGCUGCUGAUCCCUGGCUCCGUCCCAAACGCAGCCAGCAAACGCAGACGCAACAAAUCCGUCAGUAACAUGGAGAAAGCCGGGGUCGAACCACCUGAGGAGGAGGAGGAGGAGACUGCCGUCGUCAACGGCAACGGAGUAACCACCACACCAGACUGCAGUGAGCACGAGGAGAAGAGUACAGACGGCUCUGGGGACACGCCCCAUACAGACGGGACGGUGAGAGAGGAGAAGGAGGAGACAGAUACGGUGAGGGCGGAGACAGAGGAAGAUAAGCCCCGCCCUAAAGAUGAGCACUGUGACGAGCUCGGACCUCUACCUGAUAACUGGGAGAUGGCCUACACCGAGAAAGGAGAGGUGUACUUCAUCGAUCACAACACUAAGACGACAUCAUGGUUAGAUCCGCGGCUAGCAAAGAAAGCUAAACCACCAGAGGAGUGCAACGAAGACGAGCUUCCGUACGGCUGGGAGAAAAUCGACGAUCCAGUUUAUGGCAGUUACUAUGUGGAUCAUAUAAACAGGAGGACUCAGUUUGAGAACCCAGUUCUAGAGGCUAAGAGGAGACUGCAGAUGCAAAGCCAAGGUCUUUCCUCGCUUCCCCUGCCUGCAAUAUACAGAGUGGAUGAGGGUGUGUCCUUCGCCACUCUGCCCCGGGCGAGGCUGGCGUAUGUGGGCCCGGCUCCUGAGCGCUCUCACAGCCUCACUGACCUGCCCGAGGCCCCCCUGAGCCGGCCCGGAGCAUUCAGACCGCACGAGAAGCCCCUGUUCACGCGAGACCCCACACAGCUGAAGGGCAGGUUCCUCUCAAUGACACUGCAGAAAAGCACCAUGGGAUUCGGCUUCACAAUCAUCGGCGGAGAUGAGCCAGACGAGUUCCUGCAGGUGAAGAGCGUGAUUCCAGACGGUCCUGCUGCACAGGACGGCAAGAUGGCUACAGGCGAUGUGAUUGUCUACAUAAAUGAGGUGUGUGUUCUUGGUACGACUCACGCGGACGUGGUGAAGCUAUUUCAGUCGGUGCCCAUCGGGCAGAGCGUGACCCUGGCACUUUGCCGUGGAUAUCCAUUACCCUACGAUGCCGAGGAUUCGGGACACACCAUGAUCUCUCCUCUGGGCCUUAUAGGAGAUCGCCCCCUGCUGCUUAAUGGCCGCAACUGCACCACGUAUGACACGUAUAUGGAGUACUUAAGCCGCACUGCGCACUUCCUGGAUGAUGGCGUCUCGGUGGCGUCGUCGGGGACGGAGUUAAUCGCUGUCACCAUCGUGAAAGGGCCGGACGGGUUUGGCUUCACGGUAGCAGACAGCGAUGGAGGUCAGAGGGUGAAGCAGGUGCUAGAGCCUCAGCGCUGCCCAGGUCUGUGUGAAGGAGACCUGAUCGUGGAGAUCAACCAGCGGCCAGCCCUCACGCUUUCUCACACACGGGUGGUGGAAUUGCUGAAGGAGUGUGCAGUCGGAGCCGAGGCCACCCUGCUUGUACAGAGGGAGAGAGGUCACUUUUCACCUUGGAAGAGUCCCACACAGGUUUUGGAGCACUGGGACCCUCAGGGUGGUGUUUGUGCCCCUGUCCUGCCCCACAGCGCCCCCUACCUGCCCUGGCCCUCAGCUACUGACCCCCCUCAGGGCCUUGACUUCAGCAAACCUGACCCCUAUGACCUGUACACCAAAUCCAGGGCUUUGUAUGAGAGUAGGCAGCCGGGCCUGCCCCGACCCGUUUACCCAGCAGACCCCUCAGCAGCAGAGUUCCAGGAAGUGGAAGUGAAUCUGCACAGAGAGAAAUCCGGCUUCGGCUUCAGGAUCCUGGGAGGAGAGGAAGCAGGACAGCCUGUGAGUCCGGAGGUUCCUGAGAAGAUCCUGAUCGGGGCGAUCGUAGAGAACAGCCCGGCGGAUAAAGAUGGCCGCCUGCGUCCCGGAGACGAGCUGAUUUCAGUGGACGGGAUCCCUGUGGUGGGAAAACCUCACCGUCACGUCAUCGAUCUGAUGCAUGUGGCAGCUCGCACCGGCCACGUCAAACUCACGAUACGGAGGAGAGUGCAGCCCACAGGUGAGUCGUGUCCUCAGAACGGACGCAGUCCCGGCUCCAUCUCCACCCAGCACAGCUCCCCUCGGAGCGACUUCAACUCCGGAAACUUCUCCAACAGCGGCGGCGUUCCUCAAAACCCCGCCCCUAACGCCACGCCCUCGCAGCCGUCGGACACCGCGGCCAGUCAGGCCAGUGAUGUCAUCAUUCAGCGCAAGGAGACGGAAGGGUUCGGAUUCGUCAUCAUCAGCUCGCUGAACAGGCCGGAAACAGCAGCUGCUGCAGCGGUGCCUCAUAAGAUCGGACGGAUCAUCGAGGGCAGCCCGGCCGAGCGCAGCGGGAAGCUGAAGGUGGGAGAUCGGAUCCUGGCGGUGAAUAAUCAGUCUAUUGUCAGCAUGGCGCACGCUGACAUCGUUAAACUCAUUAAAGACGCAGGACUGAGCGUCACGCUGCGCGUCGUCACGCAGGACGAGACGAGCAGUACUCCUUCGGCUGCUAGCUCGGAGAAACAGAGUCCUCUGGCCCACCCAAGUCCAGUGGCACAGAAUAACCAAGCUGAGAUGGACACGCCCCCAAACACACACCCCAGCCCUGUCAAUCAAACCAGUCCAGCCAAUCAGAUGAGCCCUGAGAGCCAGCCCACCCAGCCUGCAGCUGCCCCAGUGCAGAUGUACACACACGACGGCGGGUACAGGUCAGAGGUCAAAGCUCGUCAGGACGUGAAGCCCGACAUUCGACAGCCUCCGUUCACUGAUUACCGCCAACCGCCCGUGGACUACAGACAGCCUCCUGUAGCGGAGUACACACACACACCACUGCUGGACUACAGACACACUGACCCACGCUCCUACACCAUCACCGAGUACAGACACACACAGAAUUUUGAUUUCUUCACUGUGGAGUUGGAGAAGAGUGUAAAGGGUUUCGGGUUCAGUAUUCGAGGUGGGCGGGAAUACAAGAUGGACCUGUUCGUGCUCCGAUUGGCCGACGACGGCCCGGCCGUCCGCAACGGCAGGAUGAGGGUUGGAGACCAGAUCAUAGAGAUUAAUGGUGAGAGCACACGGGAGAUGACACACACUCGCGCCAUCGAGCUCAUCAAGUCAGGCGGAAACAGAGUGAGACUGCUGCUGAAGAGAGGAACGGGACAGGUACCGGAGUAUGAUAGCUCCGCCCCCUGGGAUCCUAACCCUACAGCCUCCUCAAGCGUGUCGGAAGUAGCUCCGCCCCUCGAGAGCUUAACUAACCCAUCGCCGUCAUCCCAUGUGAACCCAUCUACAGAGCCACCUCACACGCCGCUGAUCGAUACGGAACCCCCCGAAAACUGCCACCAGGGUCUUAAAGCGGCGGAGAAGGCGGGCGCGGGGUCCAGCAGGGGGCAGAACCGGCACCGGGAGGGCAGCAGAGCCAGACGCCGAAGCUCCGGCGGGAACAAGGGGCACCAGAAUCGCUCAGACGACGCGAAAGCAGAAUCCAACAAGAGCCGAUCCAAAGAGCGGAAACGAGACCUGCCUAAACCCCUGCGAGGCGACGCCGAGGUCAACGGGGGCAGCGUGGAGGGCGUCGGAAUCAUGCAGCAGGUCAAAGGUCAGGCUCGAGAGCCAGACAGGGGGACGGGGGAGAGAAAGACGUCCAAGAACACCAGCAAUAUGGCAAGCAGGAAGGCAACCGUGUCCCCAGGGCCGUGGAAAAUCCCCGGAUCGGAUAAACUCCCGAGCAGCCUGCGUUCAGCCUCGUCCACCAUCAGCAGAUAAAACACACAUACACACACACACACACACGUUAAGCUUCGAUUAGCUUCGAUUAGCUCACUCAGCCCUGAAGUGAUGAUCGAUAUGCCCCCCAAAAAACCUCUUGCCCUUCUGUGGAUGAACAAAGUCGAUUCAGUUUUAAUUGAUUUGCUCUGAAAUCCUGGAUUUCAGUUCCACGAAGAUCCCAAAUCCGUCUCCCACAACCCCCAAGUUCUCACGCCUUCACAGACAGACAGGCAUUUUUAAGUUAUAUUUUACUUCUAAAUUAUUCUUUUAAAGAGACAUGACACCCACCACCUUAAAAACUGGAAGUAUUUUUCCUCAGUUAAGAAAAAAAUAACGAUGAUGAUGGAUGUGUGUGGCGUGGGAGGAGAAACACUAAAACGCGAACUCUUACAUGCAUCAGAGCCACGGCGGGAUUUAUACACACGAAGGAAUGUAUUCUAUUUUAAUGAAGAAGACGACAGAUGAAGGAUGAAGGACGUAAUGCAGGAGUGUAUUCCCAUGUGUUCUGCCUUAAAUAAAAUAAACUGCAGAUAUCUAAUAAACACACGGAUGAUUAGAGAAAUACAUAUAUUAUAUUAUAUUAUAAAGAAAAAGAGAUAUAUGACAUGCCACAGUGUAAAUACACUCACCCCUGUUUCACUCUCAACAACACAACCUCCGCUACGCUUCCUCCUCGGAGCCGUCUGAUUGGUCUCCUGCUCCCGUCUGCCGUUUUCCCUCAGCCGUUAACUCGGACUCUUUUUUACGCUUCAGGUACGAGAAUUGGAGAAUAUUUACGAACUAAAUUGCAGUGCUAAUGCUGAAAAUACUUUCUCAGCUGGGUUCCAUACAUCAGCAAAAGGUUAACUUCUGAUUUACAAGAAUGUUAAUUUGUCAUUUUUUUGUGUGUGUUCUGAGAAUAUUUAAAAAAAAAAAGAUGGUUGUCUGAAAAGGUUCUAAUAACAUCCGGCCUCAUUUAUCAGGCAUUUAUUAAAGUUCGGUGUAAAAGGUUUUUUUUUAAUACGACAAACUGAAAAUUCUCACCACAUUUACAAGUUUCGCUGAUUUUCUUCGUACUCACAUGCAUAUGUUGAUCAAAUGCCAGUCAGCUGUAAAUUACCAAGUGUGUUCAAGGCAUUUACAUUUAGCCACGCCCACACAAUUCCAUAAAAGGUAAAUAGAGCAUGAAAUGGCGACUAAAUGGUGCAAGAGUGACUCCUAAGCUUGACGUGUGCUAAAUAUUCCAGUAUCACAGACACACACUAUCUCUUCCUCCUUUUAUAGGGUGCCAUUACUUUUGUCCUGAUUGACUUAUUUGUCUUAAUUUAUGGAUUUAAACUUGAGUAAUUCGUAUAUAUAAAAUCGCAGUAACUCACCGAUCAGUCGAGGUUCUCAUUAGUGAGUCUCCUUAUAUGGUAAUUUACGUAACGUAGGAUACGAACAAUUUCCAAACAAACUGCAUUUUCAUUUUUGGCAUAAAAUGCUCUGGCGAAUGACGUACGAAUUAAUUCGUUCGUAUCCAAUAUGAUAAACGAGACCAAAUUACAGCAGAUGUUUUUAGAACAGCCCCGCCCCCAACGAACUCUGAUUGGCUGUGAGCGAUUUUCUGUCAAUUCUAGUGAACUUAAACAGACAUAACGUCAUUUUCACGCACUGUUCCUACGGAAAUCAACGGGAAAAGGUGCUUUUUUUGCUGAUACCAUAAAUUUCCUUAUCAACGUUCCUUAACUCGGACAAAUGUGUGCAUUAUAAACAGAUCUUUAUUUUCACAGGAAGGCGGGAUUUCUGAAAUUCCAGCUCCUACAGAAUAUUACGUUAUUAUCUGAGUUUCUAUUUUCAUAUACAGAAAAACUACAAAAUACAGAAAUACCACACACACACACACACAUUUAUAUAUAAAAGAAUUAUAGAAUUAUAUAGUGAAUGAAUUGAUGAUGUCGCACCUUUAUUUUGCAGUUAAUAAAUAACAACAAAAUCUAUUAAAAUUAUUUUAUUUUAAAAAUGUAUUCCAUAAAUGUCAUUUAACAAUGAAGUACUGUGUUUUUGUGGUUACUUGACUUUAAGAAAAAAUAUGCAUUUUUUUCCCCCCGUAAUUUAUUUUCUUAAAUAUGCAAAAUGUCUUAUGAUAUGACUGGUUUGAUUGUGGGGUAAUAAAAUAAAGACCAAAAAAUUAUUUUCAAUAAAUAAAUAAAUAACUAUAAAUUCUAUGGAUAUACUGAAAUACUGUAUAUCUUAUUAUGUAUAAAAUAAGAGUGCCUAUGAAACGAUCUGUGGUAAAAAUGUACGUAUGAGUGAGGUGUGUAAAGCUAGUGGGAAAAAAAAAACAAUUUAUCCAGAGAUUUAUUGAAUUAUAGAAACAACAAAUUUCUCACUUUUUUUUACAUCUAUUUUCCAUCUAUUUCUGAUUUAUCAGCGUUCUCUCGAGCAGGAGACGAGCGUCUAACACUCCGAACGGUAGAUCUGAGAAAAAAUGCAAAAAUGUGUUCUUGUGCUGUAAUGUUUCCUUUAAGAUCUCUUGCUUUAUUUUUAUUAUUUUGGAUUUUUUAAGGACUGUAUGCUUCAGAGAAAUCCUUCUCCGACGUCACGGUAAAGCUUUUCACAAAACCAUCAGUGCAAUGUAGCAGUGUGUAUCACGUCAUCUUACACAAACACACACCUUUAUGCAUCAGUGCUGGAGACAGUUGAAGUUGGAAGAGGGAAGUUGAGCUCGAGGACAAAUCAGGAUUUUGAGGUUAAAAUCAGAUCAGAGAGAAAUCUAAAGCAGCGAAGAGAAAUCGACUAGUUUUAACCGGUUUAACGUGAUGGUUGAUGUGAAGCUCCACUUAACAUCAACGUCUCACUUUACAAUCCAGCAGCCAAAUAGCUACAAAUUUAUAUAAAUACACGUGAUAGCAAAAAAAGACUUUGGUAAUAGUUUUACUCUGUAAUGGAUAAACACUGUGCCACUGUGUGUGUUGUGCUGUUGUAGGAAAAUAAUCAGUGACAGGGUGGAGUGAGGAAGCAGAGUCACUGUUACACCCUGAAGCUGAUUCUUUUCCCACGUGUUUUAUUCCUUCACGUGUUUUAUUCCUCUUCUACCACAGCAGCUUGCCAACAAUGACAGUUUUUCAAUUCAUUAAAGAAUGACAUUUCAUACAUUUUUAUCCAUUUACUGUUACAUUCAAAGCAAGUAUCUGUUCUCACUUACGUUACAGCAGCUGUAAGCAGUCGCUCCUUCACCAGCCUCUCUUCUUUCUCUCUCUUGUUCAGUUAAUAAGACAAAAAAAAUACAGCUUGUCGUUUUUUUGUUACUGAGAAACCGUAAACUCCUCUGUCCUGAAGAUGCUGGAAAACUUCUGACACUGGAGACUCCUUCCAUUAAUGCAAAAUAAACGCCUCCUUACAGUAAACAUCACAAUAACAAGGAUUACACACAUAUUUUUAAAAUCUGUUAUCGAUUUGGAGUAUCUGCUGUACAUCUGGCAACAUGCCUCAAAUGCAGAAUAGUAUUUAUGCUAUUAUUACUAUUAACUAUUAUUAUUAUUAUUAUUAUUAUUAUUAUUAUUAUUAUUAUUAUUAUUUACCAUGCCCAGAUCUAUAAAUGGAAGUUUCACCAGUUAUACAUGACUGAAGGAUUUUUUAGUAACGCUGUUUGCUUUAGUGCCCCCUUGUGGAGCAACUCAGGCUCUUAAAUAUUGAAUGAAUUAAAUUUUGCUGUCUCAAACCUGCCUUCCUGUGAUGAGUCCCUGUGAUGAGUCUCUGUUAUAAGUCUCUGUGAUGAGUCCCUGUUAUAAGUCUCUGUGAUGAGUCCCUGUUAUAAGUCUCUGUGAUGAGUCCCUGUUAUAAGUCCCUGUGAUGAGUCUCUAUGAAGAGUCUCUGUGUUGAUUCUCUGUGAUGAGUCUCUGUGAUGAGUCUCUGUGAUGAGUCUCUGUGAGGAGUCUCUGUGAGGAGUCUCUGUGAUGAGUCCCUGUGAUGAGUCUCUGUGAGGAGUCUCUGUGAGGAGUCCCUGUUAUAAGUCUCUGUGAUGAGUCCCUGUGAUGAUUCUCUGUGAUGAGUCCCUGUGAUGAGUCCCUGUUAUAAGUCCCUGUGAUGAGUCUCUGUGAUGAGUCUCUGUGUUGAUUCUCUGUGAUGAGUCUCUGUGAUGAGUCUCUGUGAUGAGUCUCUGUGAGGAGUCUCUGUGAUGAUUCUCUGUGAUGAGUCUCUGUGAUGAGUCCCUGUGAUGAGUCUCUGUGAGGAGUCUCUGUGAGGAGUCCCUGUUAUAAGUCUCUGUGAUGAGUCCCUGUGAUGAUUCUCUGUGAUGAGUCUCUGUGAGGAGUCUCUGUGAUGAGUCCCUGUGAUGAUUCUCUGUUAUAAGUCUCUGUGAGGAGUCUCUGUGAGGAGUCUCUGUGAUGAGUCUCUGUGAGGAGUCUCUGUGAUGAGUCUCUGUGAUGAGUCUCUGUGAGGAGUCCCUGUGAGGAGUCUCUGUGAUGAGUCCCUGUGAGGAGUCUCUGUGAUGAGUCCCUGUGAUGAUUCUCUGUGAUGAGUCUCUGUGAUGAGUCUCUGUGAUGAGUCUCUGUGAUGAUUCUCUGUGAUGAGUCUCUGUGAUGAGUCUCUGUGAUGAGUCUCUGUGAUGAUUCUCUGUUAUAAGUCUCUGUGAUGAGUCUCUGUGAUGAGUCUCUGUGAUGAGUCUCUGUGAGGAGUCUCUGUGAUGAGUCUCUGUGAGGAGUCCCUGUGAGGAGUCCCUGUGAGGAGUCUCUGUGAUGAGUCCCUGUUAUAAGUCCCUGUGAUGAGUCUCUGUGAUGAUUCUCUGUGAUGAGUCCCUGUGAUGAGUCCCUGUGAUGAGUCUCUGUGAUGAGUCCCUGUGAUGAGUCUCUGUGAUGAUUCUCUGUGAUGAGUCUCUGUGAUGAGUCUCUGUGAGGAGUCCCUGUUAUAAGUCUCUGUGAUGAGUCCCUGUGAUGAUUCUCUGUGAUGAUUCUCUGUGAGGAGUCUCUGUGUUGAGUCCCUGUGAUGAUUCUCUGUGAUGAGUCUCUGUGAUGAGUCCCUGUGAUGAGUCUCUGUGAGGAGUCUCUGUGAUGAGUCCCUGUGAUGAUUCUCUGUGAUGAGUCUCUGUGAUGAGUCCCUGUGAUGAGUCCCUGUGAUGAAUCACUCAGUUCUUCUUUCUCAGAGUCUGUGUCCUGAUCCUCUGCAUCUCCGGGAGGAAAAUGAAC
This is a messenger RNA of Pangasianodon hypophthalmus (striped catfish), 9997 nucleotides long. RefSeq names its product membrane associated guanylate kinase, WW and PDZ domain containing 2a (gene magi2a). The record is from RefSeq and is a predicted model, not a curated record. Lineage: Eukaryota; Metazoa; Chordata; Actinopteri; Siluriformes; Pangasiidae. Gene Ontology annotation, biological process: receptor clustering; signal transduction. The coding region runs from base 513 to 4850 and encodes 1445 amino acids. The transcript is spliced from 23 exons. Gene Ontology annotation, molecular function: signaling receptor complex adaptor activity; SMAD binding; type II activin receptor binding. Gene Ontology annotation, cellular component: dendrite; cytoplasm.